Salvelinus namaycush (lake trout) is the source of this 2310-nucleotide messenger RNA. Its product is annotated as mitogen-activated protein kinase kinase kinase kinase 4-like. Gene Ontology annotation, biological process: protein phosphorylation. The transcript has 21 exons. Gene Ontology annotation, molecular function: ATP binding; protein kinase activity. The coding region runs from base 1 to 2295 and encodes 764 amino acids. Lineage: Eukaryota; Metazoa; Chordata; Actinopteri; Salmoniformes; Salmonidae. The record is from RefSeq and is a predicted model, not a curated record.
AUGGCGCGAGACUGCACUACACGAAGUUUGGACAAUAUUGACCUCUCUGCUUUGAGGGAUCCUGCUGGGAUAUUUGAGCUGGUAGAAGUGGUUGGAAAUGGAACAUAUGGGCAAGUCUACAAGGGUCGACAUGUGAAGACAGGACAGCUGGCUGCUAUCAAGGUCAUGGACGUGACAGAGGAAGAAGAAGAGGAAAUCAAAUUAGAGAUUAAUAUGUUGAAGACAUAUUCCCAUCAUAGGAAUAUAGCUACAUACUAUGGUGCCUUUGUGAAGAAGAGUCGUGCAGGUCAGGAUGACCAGCUCUGGCUGGUGAUGGAGUACUGUGGGGCGGGCUCAGUCACUGACCUAGUGAAGAAGACUAAAGGGAACAGCCUAAAGGAGGACUGGAUCGCCUACAUCUGCAGGGAGGUCCUCCGAGGCCUGUCUCACCUCCACUCACACCACGUCAUUCACCGUGACAUCAAAGGCCAGAACGUGCUGCUGACUGAGAAUGCGGAGGUCAAGCUAGUUGACUUUGGGGUGAGUGCUCAGCUGGACAGGACGAUAGGGAGGAGGAACACCUUUAUUGGGACUCCGUACUGGAUGGCCCCUGAGGUCAUUGCCUGUGACGAGAACCCAGACUCAACCUACGACUACAGGAGUGACCUGUGGUCUCUGGGAAUCACAGCUCUGGAGAUGGCUGAAGGAGCACCACCCUUGUGUGACAUGCAUCCCAUGAGAGCCCUGUUCCUCAUUCCUCGCAACCUGCCCCCCAAGCUCAAAUCAAAGAAAUGGUCCAAGAAGUUAAUGACCUUUGUGGAGAGCUGUCUGGUGAAGAACUACCUCCAUCGUCCCGCUACAGAAACCCUCCUAAGGCACUCGUUCAUCAAAGACCUGCCCAACGAACGACAGGUCCGCAUCAUGCUCAAAGACCACCUGGACAGAACCAGGAAGAAGAGAGAUAAAGGUGAGAGCCCAGAGUAUGAAUACAGCGGCAGUGAGGAUGAGGAGGAGGAGAUUAACGAAGAGGAAGGUGAACCCAGCUCCAUAGUGAACCUGCCGGGGGAGUCCACUCUGAGAAGAGAGUUCCUGCGUCUGCAGCAGGAGAAGAAGAACUGGUCAGAAGCCCAGCGACAGCAGCAGGUCCUGCAGCAGCAGCUCCGGGACCAGGAGAGGUACAAACAGCAGCUGCUGGCCGAGAGGCAGAAGAGGAUCCACCAGCAGAAGGAGCAGCGCAGGAGGCUGGAGGACCAACAGAGGAAGCAGCUGCAGGAUUCUGGGUUCCAAUGGCCAGAGCUACAGGAGAUGCUAUGGAGGGAGGAGACUGAAGCUAAUGACAGAGGUCUAUUGGAUGAGAGGAACAAGAGAAGUGACAAGAGACAGGUGGAGGAUCGUGGCAGACGGAGGGUUGAUGUCGGAGGAAGGCCUGCAGGUCCUGUAGCUGAACAGAGGAGGACCGAGCCUCCACCUCCACAGCCUCAUCCUCAGCAGCAGCCCCAGCAGCAUCAGGGUAAAAAGUUCCACCGCACGCUGCCCAAAGACCAGACGCAGCUGCUUUCACUUCAGCACGACCACAGGCACAAAAAGAGGAAGCCCCACAAGGCUGCUAGCGCCACGCAUAACUGCCCCGCAGAUAGCCAGCGCAAAGUGAUGGAGAUGGACAGGGUGAAGGUUUCUGACAGCUGUCAGGCCAACCUGAACAGAGUGCUGACUGGGAUGCCCCUCCCCCUGCGUGUCCAUACCAGACUGAGCUCUGGGAGCAGCUCCAGCCCCUGUACCCCUGCCACGCAGAGGGCUGCCAUACAACAGAAUGCCAAUCUUGGCUCCAGUCGAGACGCCCCUCACAGCAGCUCUAUGUCUGACAUGGCCACCACUCCCAUGUCUCCUACGUUUGAUGAUGUCUUCUGGAACUUCCCAAGCUCUGUGGAGCACCCACCAAAGGUUCCGGAGCGUACAACAUCCAAAUUAUAUUGCAAAGAGCUGAUGAAUCAUCACCGGACUGGGUCGAGUGGGGCCCCUCAGUCUCCUGUGGAGAAGGGAGGGAAGUCCAUGUCAUCUCAUGGCAGCUCCAGUAGCAGCUCCCAGUCAGGUUACUUCAAGCUGGAGAGCCCUCUGCUGCAGAGCCGUCUUCAGCAGUACAAGAAGUCUAAGGAGAAUUCUCCUGGAGCCCUUCUUCAGCAACAUGGUUUCGGCCACUUCUCUGGGCUUACGUCUAAUCUCAGUCCGUUUGUCAAGGCAACAGAGUACUCCUCUUCUAGCGAUGAAGUUGGGAGUAGUGAUGAUGAUGAGAAAACCCGGUGGAUUCACCUUGAUUGAUUUAUUGAUUCAUUG